This is a messenger RNA of Harmonia axyridis, 2036 nucleotides long. RefSeq names its product vacuolar protein sorting-associated protein 45 (gene Vps45). Lineage: Eukaryota; Metazoa; Arthropoda; Insecta; Coleoptera; Coccinellidae. The transcript is spliced from 2 exons. Gene Ontology annotation, biological process: intracellular protein transport; vesicle-mediated transport. Bases 154 to 1863 code for a protein of 569 amino acids. The record is from RefSeq and is a predicted model, not a curated record. Gene Ontology annotation, cellular component: Golgi membrane.
UAAUUUUGACAAAUUGAAAGAGAUUUUUUCAUAUUAUGUACAUCAAUUUACAAUGAAUAAUUAAUAAAAAUCCAAUAAAAAUUAAGUAUUAAUGAAGACUGUUAGAUACAAUUUCUAAAUAUUUAUUGAUUUUCAAUAUAAACUCUCUUCAAAAUGAAUGUAAUAGCAGCCGGGAAGGCGUAUAUCAAUAAAAUAACAGAGGAAAGUGAACCAGGAAUGAAAGUUUUAAUGAUGGAUAAAGAAACAACAAGUAUAAUUAGUAUGCUAUGUAGUCAAUCAGAGAUACAACAGAAAGAAGUGUAUUUAGUUGAAAGAAUUUCUGAUUCUCAAAAUCAAAAUAACACAACGUUAAGGUAUUUGAAAUGUUUGGUGUUCCUAAGGCCUACUCCAGAAAACAUUAAAUUAUUAUGUUAUGAACUAACAAGACCAAAAUAUGGGGCCUAUUAUAUAUAUUUUAGUAAUAUAAUCGCAAAGGCAGAUAUCAAGGUAUUAGCUGAACAUGACGAGCAAGAAGUUGUGAAAGAGGUCCAAGAAAUUUAUAUGGAUUAUUUAGCUGUCAACCCGCAUUUAUUCUCUUUGGGUUUAACUUGUCCCAUAAAGGAUCUUGCUUGGAACUCAGAUGCUCUACAAAGAAGUACUUCGGGAAUUGUAUCAUUACUUCUUUCCCUGAAAAAAUGCCCAAUAAUUCGUUAUCAAAAUAAUUCCAAAUUAUGUAGGGAACUUGGAAAAAGAAUUAGUGACAUUAUAAAUAAGGAAAGCACUUUAUUUGCAUUUGGACAUAGUAGUCAAUCAUUGUUAUUAAUAUUGGACAGAAGAAAUGAUCCUAUAACACCUUUAUUAAAUCAAUGGACUUAUCAAGCUAUGGUCCAUGAACUACUAACAAUUUAUAAUAAUAGGGUAAACUUAUCCCAAGUUCCUGGUAUAUCCAAAGAAUUAACAGAAGUGGUACUUUCUGCUGAACAAGAUCCUUUUUAUGCAAAAAAUAUAUUUUUAAAUUAUGGAGAAAUUGGGCAAAAUAUAAAACAAUUAAUGGAACAAUUUCAAAUGAAAGCAAAAAGCCAUCAGAAAAUUGAGAGUAUAGCCGAUAUGAAAAAUUUUGUUGAUGCCUACCCGCAAUUCAAAAAACUUUCGGGUAAUGUGUCAAAACAUGUGACAGUUGUUGGAGAACUAAGUUCAAUGGUCAAUAAAUACCAUCUUCUAGAUGUUUCAGAGGUAGAACAAGAAAUUACAUCACAAAAUGAUCAUUCUAACCAAUUACAAAGUAUCAAAAAACUCAUAGGCAAUGAUAAAGUUAGACCUCUAGAUCUAGUUAAAUUGGUGAUCAUGUAUGCUCUCCGAUACCAAAAUAAUGCAAACAAUGAAGUUUCAGGCCUGAUUGAGAUGUUGAAAAGGAGAAACAUCUCUAAAGAUCUUUUAUCGAAUAUUGUUUAUGUGCUUGAAUAUGCCGCAUCGAUUACAAGACAGAACGAUCUGUUCAAUGUAGAGGAAGCUGUAAAAAUUACCAAGAGAUUUUUCAAAGGUUUGAGCGGAGUCGAUAACGUUUAUACCCAACAUAAACCUCUGCUUCAAGAAAUACUGGAAGAAAUAGUGAAGGGGAGAUUAAAGGAAAACCUCUAUCCUUGUAUGGGGUUGAAUAAUAUAAAUACUCGUUGCCAAGAUAUAAUAGUUUUUAUAAUUGGUGGUACAACUUAUGAAGAAUCCUUAGCUGUACAUUCCUUUAACCGUAAUAAUCCUGGCUUUAAUGUCCUACUGGGUGGCACUUCUAUUCAUAAUUCUGAAAGCUUCUUAGAAGAAGUAAAGUCAUCGGUUCUAAACAUACCAAAGAAGAGCACUAGGAAAUUCCGAAAUCUUGACUGUCCGUAAAUUUAUUUAUACUUUUUUUAUGAUAAUUGUAUGUUAUAUGUAUCUAAAAUUUAUUUAAUCUAAUUUAUUAUCAUUCCAUUAGAGGACCUUGGUACAUGAUCAAUAUAUCAAAUGUGAAUAAAUCUGUAAUAUAUUAAAAUUCAAAGAACAAAUUAAUAUAAAAUCAAUCUUAA